This is a messenger RNA of Rotaria sordida, 1272 nucleotides long. The record is from the annotation of a GenBank genome assembly. Lineage: Eukaryota; Metazoa; Rotifera; Eurotatoria; Philodinida; Philodinidae.
AUGAAAGAACCACAUUUGCCAUCGAUACCCAUCCCAGCUCCACGAAAACGUCUAUCUGUUCAAGAACGUAAAAGCGAUCAAAAUACAAUACGAUUACCUCAAUUCAUUCUCUAUCGUACAUUAUGUGACAACAUCAUAUGGCUUGAUCUCUUCAUAAAUGAACGUGACUUCACUUUUGCUAAUAAGAUGAUCACAGCUAAUCGUUUGCAUAUUUUCUGUACGGCUACUGAUUGUCAUGAUUUUCUUGAUUUAUUAUCUCGACGACUUGAUCUGAUAACAAAGCGAGAUAUUUAUUCAGUCAUCGUCUCAGGAGUAUAUGUGAUUAAUAUCAAAGUAAUAGAUCAAUUGUUAAAACAUGACUUCAUUGAUCAAAUAUGGUUAAUUGUGAACGAACAUUACUAUGAACAGCUUCCUGAUCUAUUUCUCUUCAAUCGAAAAAUUAAAAUGAUCUAUAAUAACAAACCUGAUAUGGUUAUGCGUCGUUUAUGUGAUGACUAUUCUGAUUUUGAAACAUUUACUCAAUAUUACAAUACACUAUAUGAAAUAGCAAAUGAUUCAGCUAACAGUCUAUUGAGCGAUGUAUUACCAGAAGGCGUCAAUCACAAAAUUGGCUGUUCUUAUCGUUGGAAGAUUCAUCAUAACAGUUCAUUUACACAUCUAAUUGAAAAUGCGAAAUGUGAUCGUUCAACUGCAUUUAGAACGCCUGAUAAAAACUCUUCCAACGACGAUAAUUGUUCUUCUCUAACAAAAGUAACAUUUUCACAGAUGACUCAAACGAAUCAAUUGGAAGAAGAAAAUCUCAAUGAAAAAGCAAAUAAUACAUCUCCUAGUAUUUGUCGUGCAUACAAUCAAAAUAUUGGAUUAUCAUCUAGAAAAAACUUAUCUUCAUCGUUUGUUGAUCCAUCAUCAUGUCAUGGACAGCAGCCAACGUUGAUUAAAUCUCCACUUUCAUCACCUUCACGAUAUUCGAAUGAUAUGAUUGUUCUUCAAGAACUUCAACGCAUCAAAGACAACUUGGCUUUGUUAAAUCAAUUAGUUGAUAAACUUUCAAUGAAGAAAUUAACACGUGAUGAUGAUGUCUACAAACAUAUUGAAAAUGAAGCAUUGAAAUUAAUGAUGUCUUGUGAUGCAUUGACCGAUGUUAGUCCUGUCGUAGCAACAGUACGUCGAGAAACGGUUCAUAAUAUACAAAAAAUGUUAGAUACACUCGAUAGAAAAGUGUCUUUGUAUGGACCACAAAUGACUGGAAUCAUACACUCAAUCUCUGUUUAA